AUGGGCGGCGAACAGCGCUUCUACUUCAACCGCGAGCGCCGCUCCUGCGACAGCUUCACCUACCGCGGCUGCGACAGCGGCGACAACAUGUUCACCAGCCGGGAAUCUUGUCUCUCCGUCUGCGCGCCCGGGAGCGCGUCGGUGAGUGCAGAGGAGGCAGAGGGGGAGGGUGAAAGAGAGGACGAAAGACCGCAGUUCUGUCGAGUCCAACCGGAGGAUAUUGCAGGAUGUCGCCCUGGCAGCCGGGAGACCAAGUUCUACUUCAGCGCCACGGCCGGCAGAUGCCGCUCAUUCGAAUCGGUCGGCUGCGAGCGAGGCAGAAACGUGUUCCUGACGCGAAGGGAAUGUGAACAAGCUUGCGGCGACCGCGAUGCCGGUGGUGAAGUUGAAAACCAGCCCCGGCUCUGUCGUGUUGAGCCCGAAGAGGACCCCAACUGCCGCCCUGGUCGCCGCGAGACCAAGUACUACUUCAGCACUGCCGUCGGCAGAUGUCGCUCAUUUGUGUCCGUUGGCUGCGAGCGUGGGAGAAACGUGUUCCUCACCGCUCGGGAAUGCGAGGAGGUGUGCGAGAACCGAGACACAGAUAAUGGUGGCGGCGGUAUCCCGCAGUUUUGCCGCGCAGAACCCGAAGAUGAUCCGAACUGCCUGCCUGGUGACCGCCAGACCAAGUAUUACUUCAGCGCUGCCGUCGGUAGAUGUCGCUCUUUCGUAUCGGUCGACUGCGAGCGGGGCAGAAACGUGUUCUUGACGCGGCGGGAGUGCGAGCAGGCAUGCAGUGGCCGUGACGAAGGUGGUGGUGAGAGGCCCCAGUUCUGCCGUGCCGAGCCCGAAGCCAUCUCCAACUGCCGGCCUGGUGGUCGUGAAACCAAGUACUACUUCAGCGCCGCUGACGGGAGAUGUCGCUCCUUCGCGUCGUUCGGAUGCGAACGAGGCAGGAAUAUGUUCUUCACAAUGCGGGAGUGUAGGGAGGCUUGCGAUGCCAGCAACACGGAAGGUGCUGGGAUGUGCUCGUUGCCGUCUGACCCGGGCCCGUGCACCGCCUUCGAGACGCGCUGGUACCGAGACCCGGCUUCGGGCACCUGCGAGACCUUCCAGUAUGGCGGCUGCGAGGGCAACAGCAACAACUUUCUGACGCGAGCGGAAUGUUUAGAGCGCUGUCAGAACGACAACCGGGCCGAGAACGAGAUCUGCAACCAACAGCGCUGCCUGGAGGCGCCCGAGCAGAAGCCGGCCGACACGUCCAGCUGCGGCCGCCAGCAGAAGCGAUACACGUGA
Molecule: messenger RNA, 1275 nt
Organism: Pollicipes pollicipes
Lineage: Eukaryota; Metazoa; Arthropoda; Thecostraca; Pollicipedomorpha; Pollicipedidae
Product: tissue factor pathway inhibitor-like
Exons: 8
Coding region: 1-1275 (424 amino acids)
Molecular function (GO): serine-type endopeptidase inhibitor activity
Source: RefSeq, a predicted model, not a curated record